AUGCCAAACAUCGGAGGUCCAAGGCAGGAGAAAAGGAUACUUUUAAAUGAAGUGGUCCACGCCAGUAUUUUGUACGCCGCUCCAAUAUGGGCAAAGGCACUGGAGGUUAAAAAAAGAAAAACCGAAACUUCUAUCAGUUCAGCGACGGGCGCCUUGAGAGUUGUUUCUGCCUACAGAACUGUAGCGGAGCAAGCGGUAUUCGUAAUCGCAGGAAGAACAGAUAAGGCUGAUAUCAAAAAUGAAGCGAAGGAGAUAUUAUAUCAACUGUGGCAAAGAAGAUGGGAUGAGGCGUACGGUGGAAAAUGGACACAUAUGUUAAUCCCGAAUAUAAGAAGAUGGACUGAACGAAAACACGGACAGGUAGACUAUUAUCUUUCCCAGAUACUUAGCGGUCACGGAGCUUUCGAACAUUAUUUAUAUCGUUUCAAGAAAAGAGCUAGUGCGGCCUGUAAAUAUUGCAGCAGUGCCAUCGACGAUGUCAGUCACACCAUUUUUGAAUGCUCGGCCUGGGAACCAGGUAGAUUAAAGAUCAAGGGGAUUUUUAAGGUACCCUUUAAAAAAGAAAACUUAGUACCAUCUAUUGUGGAGGACGAAGAUAUAUGGGAGGCUUUCGUGGCGUUUAUAUCAAAAAUUCUACGACAGAAGGAGCUGGAUCAACGGAGGGUUGAAGAAUGA
Molecule: messenger RNA, 675 nt
Organism: Sitophilus oryzae (rice weevil)
Lineage: Eukaryota; Metazoa; Arthropoda; Insecta; Coleoptera; Curculionidae
Exons: 2
Coding region: 1-675 (224 amino acids)
Source: RefSeq, a predicted model, not a curated record